Saimiri boliviensis boliviensis (Bolivian squirrel monkey) is the source of this 4790-nucleotide messenger RNA. It is a transcript of the gene SPRY1, whose product is annotated as sprouty RTK signaling antagonist 1. Gene Ontology annotation, biological process: negative regulation of fibroblast growth factor receptor signaling pathway; multicellular organism development; animal organ development. Lineage: Eukaryota; Metazoa; Chordata; Mammalia; Primates; Cebidae. Gene Ontology annotation, cellular component: membrane; cytosol. The record is from RefSeq and is a predicted model, not a curated record.
UAAUCAGCAUAAAUCCCUUGGAGGCAGAAAAUGUUUCUUGCUUUACAAAUCAUAUGAUAUAAGACAUUUCAAGGCCAGUGCAAUGGCUCUAAAUGCUUAAAGAUUUUGCUCCUGGUGACAAUACGGGAAAUUGAAGAUGGAGGGAGGACAGUUCUAUAUUACAGGGGAUGCUGAAUAUUUCAUUUCUUUGGUCACAUCUUCAUAAAGACACCACUAGUAAGUAGUAUGGCACAAGAGAAGGAGCAUUAUACGGUGUACCUUUUAGUCAGAAAAAAAGGUUUCUUAUGCAUUUGAUUGCCACACAGAAAAGUUUUAAAGCACUUCUUAAUUUUCUGUGCCUGGUUAUCAACACUGACCUAUAUUUACACUUGACCUUUGUGUGUAUGGGGUGGGAGACAAGGUUUCACUCUGUUGCCCAGGCUAGAGUGCUGUGGUGGAAUCAUGGCUUACUGCAACCUUGACCUUUCCAGGCUCCAGCGAUGCUCCCACCUCAGUCUCCUGAAUAGCUCUGACUAGAGGCGCACAUCUGCAGCUAAUUUUUGUAGAGACAGAGUCUUGCUCUGCUGCCCAGGCUGGUCUUGAACUCGGGCUCAAGUGAUCUGCCCGCAUCUGCCUCCCAAAGUGCUGGGGUUACAGGUGUGAGCCACAGCGUCCAGCCAGGUGAAGAGAUUUAAUAAGGGGAAUAUCUCCUUUAUUUUUAUCUUCAUGUGUCCUGAUUGAAACUUUCUGAUUGUUUUCUGCAUUAGGUCCCACAAAAAUAGUGUCAAAUUCAAAGAUAAAUCUGAGGCCUUAAGUACAAUAUUUCAACCACUAAUAUGCACGUGUGUUAUGAGCCCUGACUAGGAAUAUCUUCAGAAAUGUGGGUUGUACUUGGGAUCUGCCUCACAAGAAGAUUGCAUGUGAAAUUCUCUGAAGAUCCCCUGUGAUGCACAAGGCAGAAGAAACGGGUGUACACGAAGAAUCAGAAGAACCAAAGCCCCAGUUUUCUCACCCAGAUAACCGCAGUGGCUUCCAAGCAACAGAGAGCAAUGACCACCUUUGCCCCUUCAUCCUCUUUCCUACUGCCAAGACUGAACCAGCUGUUAGACUGAUGGAUGUAUGAACCAAAUGAUCUUGCAAGCAAGCGAAUUCCAUGACUGACUUACCCCAUAGAGGUUUUCGGGCAGCCCGAGAGAUUGACACAUGAUAUCACCGGAGGCGUGUCCUGGAGUGGAGGUGGAGGUGGAGGCAAGGAGCUGAAAUUCUGCGGAGCCCGAGUGAGAUCGCUCUGCAAAGCACGCAGUGGUUUGCAGAGUGAUAUCAGCAGGCAGAGUUCCCUGCCCUGGAUAAGGAACAACUACAGUCGCUGUAAAUGUGCCUGAAAAGCAAUUUCCAAUCUUUGCAUUAGGCAUUUCGGCCGUGGAGCUGCAGGCUCGGAGGGCUGGGUGUGAGCGCUGCCCGGGAGAGGCUGACCUGCCAGGCCCGGAGUUCCCAGGGACGCGGUGCCCCCACUUGCCCUACGUGUGAGAUCGGCAAAGCGCCUCGGCCUGAGCGGGGAACAAGGGACGACGCCCGCCUCUCUCUCCGAGAAGGAUCCCCAAACCUCGCUCCCUUAACCCCUCCCCCCUAAAAACACGGGUAAAAAGAUUCCCCUCCCCCUACCCGGCCGCGGCGGCCUCUGCCUGGCAGGCGCGUGCUCCAGGGUCUCGCGCGGGGCUUGCGCGGCUCCGUGACCCGCCCGGCGACGCCGGUUCGAGCCCUGACCCGGGCGCCGCGGAAUCUCGAACGCCCGUGACGUGGAUUUUUCGUUCGUCAGGAGGCCGCCAUCCCUUCCUUCGUUCCCUGCGAGGAGCGACCAGAACCGGAGAAGUACUCUGAGCACACCGUGCCGUCAGCCAGCCCGUCACGCACUCGACUCUCCGCCACUCCCCUGCUGGUUUUUCUGAGACGCGGAGAGCCUUCCCGAAAGGAUUUGUAAAAACUGGUUCUUAGAAGGGCUCUGCGGAAGACCUCGUGAGGUGGAUGUUACUGCGCCGCCCGGCGAGCGCCAGCCGUGAGAGGUCCGGCCCGGGCCGCGCGCAGCCGCGGGAGAACUGCCCUCCGCAGCCGGAAGGGGGCCGCGGGGAGCGCUCCUGCCGGGAGGCGGCGGGGGCGGGGGAGGCCGCGGGCCCAGGCGCCGCAGCUCCGGCGAUGCCGCCUCGCCCUCCCCGCCUCGGUUGAUGCGGCGCGGCUACGCCGCCGCCCGCCCCGGGACCUGGGCCGGCUCGCAAGCCUUGGCCCCCAGCCGCCGCUUCGGCCUAGUGCGGAUUGCAGAGGGCGCAGCUCCACCGUCGUAGCUUGCAAUGUGGCCGUCCGUGCGCUGGGUUCUUCUCUCCGGCCCUAAGUGAACCCGGCUUUUCCUUUAAAGUAGAGACACAUCCUUGCUUAGGAUCAUCCAGACCGUGGGCUUGCUUUGGGCGCCCUCAUGGACGCUGAAGGCUCUAAAUGAUUUGUCGGAAACCUUGGUGGGCCACGCAAAAAGUGUGUUGGAAAUCCACGGUGAUCCUUAGGAUGUGAUGGGAUUGUCCGAAAAGGAUUUCAGAUGCAUGCCAGGUUUCCACUGAUUGCCAGAACUCGAGAUCACUACACAUGGAUCCCCAAAAUCAACAUGGCAGUGGCAGUUCAUUAGUUGUGAUCCAGCAGCCUCCUUUGGAUAGCCGUCAGAGAUUAGACUAUGAGAGAGAGAUUCAGCCUGCUGCUAUUUUGUCCUUAGACCAGAUCAAGGCCAUAAGAGGCAGCAAUGAAUACACAGAAGGGCCUUCAGUGGUGAAAAGACCUGCUCCUCGGAUAGCACCAAGACAAGAAAAGCAUGAAAGGACUCAUGAAAUCCUACCAAUUAAUGUGAAUAAUAACUACGAGCACAGACACACAAGCCACCUGGGACAUGCAGUACUCCCAAAUAAUGCCAGGGGCCCCAUUUUGAGCAGAUCUACCAGCACUGGAAGUGCAGCCAGCUCUGGGAGCAACAGCAGUGCGUCUUCUGAACAGGGACUAUUAGGAAGAUCACCACCAACCAGACCAGUCCCUGGUCAUAGGUCUGAAAGGGCAAUCCGGACCCAGCCCAAGCAGCUGAUUGUGGAGGACUUGAAGGGUUCCUUGAAAGAGGACCUGACACAGCACAAGUUCAUCUGUGAACAGUGUGGGAAGUGCAAGUGUGGAGAAUGCACGGCUCCCAGGACCCUGCCAUCCUGUCUGGCCUGUAACCGGCAGUGCCUUUGCUCUGCUGAGAGCAUGGUGGAAUAUGGAACCUGCAUGUGCUUAGUCAAGGGCAUCUUCUACCACUGCUCCAAUGAUGACGAAGGGGAUUCCUAUUCGGAUAAUCCUUGCUCCUGUUCACAGUCACACUGCUGCUCUAGAUACCUGUGUAUGGGAGCCAUGUCUCUAUUUUUACCUUGCUUACUCUGUUAUCCUCCUGCUAAAGGAUGCCUGAAGCUGUGCAGGGGGUGUUAUGACUGGAUCCAUCGCCCAGGGUGCCGAUGUAAGAACUCCAACACUGUCUAUUGUAAGCUGGAGAGCUGCCCCUCCCGGGGUCAGGGUAAACCAUCAUGAUUUUUGGAGGUGGGUUGUACCUCCUGAACUUCUAGCUUUCAAGUUGUGGCCGUUAAAAAAAAAAAAAUCCUAUUAGAUACUGGCUUUCUUUUCUUCAGAAUUUUUCCCUGUUUCCCACAUUCUCUUCCCCUGUUCCCAAGGUCUGACUCAUGGAUUUUUUUCUCUUCCCUCAUGGAUGAUCUUCAGUUAAGAGUGAACUGGGAAGCUGUACCUGGCUCCCACUUAGGACCAGAGCCUCUGCCAUCCACUUGAGAGGGUAUUGAGAGCCAGUGGGCUUCUUUGUAGUCUUUUUCUUCUGCAAGCAACUUUCUAAAGUUGUAUACAUGAACAUAUACACCCACACCCAGACCACAGAGACUUAGAGCUGUGGUGAUUGGGUACCUUGGGAGCAGGGAAAUCGGAUUUUCAAAAAGCAACCAUUUAAUUGCUUAAAUAAGCUAUGUAUUAAAUCUGUCUCCAGUUAGGGCUCUCUUCUAGCCUUGGCCCCCUACGUAGCAUGGGGGAUAUAUUUUUUGCCAUAACAUAAAAAUUUUCCUUUAACCACUGCCCUGUCCUUGUCUUUCAAGGGUCUUUCCCCUCAGUUUUGGCAUUGUUUUACUCUGGAGAUGCCAACCGUAUUUUUUUCUUUUCUUUCGAUGUAAUUUUAGAUUCGCUUGACAAUGUCAAUCUUCACAUUGGAGAUACAUUGGUUGUACCUUGCCCAUCUUCACUCUAGCUUUCGUAUUUGUGAAGGACUCAACCGCCUUCCUUCUACACCCCAUGCUUCUCAGCAAAUUUUUGUUGUCAUUGAGGGCAUUUGGAUAACUCAAGUUGAUAUUUAUAGCUGAUCAAUCUAUAGGUGUCACAGAACUAUGCUGCCUAAAGUGAUCCUGGCUCCUUAAUGGUCCUUUUGGGCCCCCUGGUUAGUUAACAGCUGAGUAAUUCUAAUCUCUUCUGUGUUUUCAUUGCCUUAACCACAAAUUGUGGUGCUUUUUGUAUAUUUUAUGUAUAAAUCACAAAGUUGAAUUCUGACUAUUUUUAAGACAAAAGUCUGUUAAACUUUUUUAUUGUAAAGAAUAUUUAUUAUGCGAAUCUAUUAUUUUAUGAUAUUUAUUGCAAAGACUGUUGAAAUGUACCCAUGUCUGAAUAUAACAAAAUAUCAAUACUUAACGGAGAAUAAGGUGACACGAAGAAAGUACAUAUGUUAACUAUAAUGCAGAAAAUAUAUUAAUUAAUGAAACUGU